GGCUCCGGCAGCGCGGGCGCUCCCGGGCGAGCCGGCCUCGAGCACCGAGACCGAGCGGAGUGACAGUGGAGGAAAGGGAAAGAGAAGUCACCUACAUGUCCCUGGGCAAGGAAUCAUCCACAUCGUUAAAGGCUGAGCACAAGUGAAAAUUCUGCACAAGAAUCCCAAGAAGAAAAGUGAGAUUUCUUCCUUACCCAAUAAAUUUUAGUUCUCGGAGUGUGAGCACCUUGAGAAGAGGACUCUCCUGUUUUUUCUAUUGAUAUUCUUACUGCUUAGAACAGUUCUUAAUACAUAGAAUCUGAAGGACUCAUCUCUAGAAAUGUCAGACAAAGAAGAAGAUCAGUAUGUCAGUUCAUCCAGUGACCUUGCUAAAGGUGAUGACCGUCAUUACUGUAGAAUCCUUCUGGAGCCUCAGGAGAAAAAGAAUACUGACUUUAAAGGAUAUGUGAUCAAACAGUUGAAGAAGAAUUGCUGCUGUAGCCCAGCCAAAGCCAAAAACUGGAUUUUUGGGUUCAUGCCAGUCUUGCAAUGGCUCCCUAAGUAUGACCUGAAAAAAUGCCUCCUUGGAGAUAUAAUGUCUGGUUUGAUUGUAGGCAUCUUAUUAGUCCCACAGUCCAUUGCAUAUUCCCUUCUGGCAGGCCAAGAGCCUGUAUAUGGUCUGUAUACUUCUUUUUUUGCUGCAAUAAUUUAUUUCUUAUUUGGCACAUCCAGACACAUCUCAGUGGGUAUUUUUGGAGUGUUGUGCCUCAUGAUUGGUGAAGUGGUGGAACGGGAGGUACACAAAGCUGGCUAUGGGAUGGAAUAUACAGCUCAACCUGACCUUUUUAAUCACAUAAAUGAAAGUGUCAUCACUCCAGCUGUGAACCAAACCUCAGGACAAAUCUGUGAUAGAAGCUGCUACGCAAUUACUGUUGGCACAACAGUAACUUUCAUAGCUGGAGUUUAUCAGAUAGCGAUGGGCCUGUUUCAAGUGGGCUUUGUCUCCAUCUACCUGUCUGAUGCCUUGCUGAGUGGAUUUGUCACUGGUACCUCCUUUACCAUCCUUACUUCUCAGGCCAAGUAUCUUCUAGGACUAAAAAUCCCUCGAAGUAGUGGUGUGGGCUCUCUCAUCGCUACCUGGAUAAAUAUCUUCAAAAACAUUCAUAAGACCAAUCUCUGUGACCUCAUUACUAGCCUUCUGUGCCUUCUUGUCCUUGUGCCAACCAAAGAACUCAACGAACACUUCAAAUCCAAGCUUAAGGCACCAAUUCCCACCGAACUGAUAGUAGUUGUAGCAGCUACACUGGCAUCUCAUUUUGGAAAAUUGAAUGAGAAUUAUGGCUCUAGUAUAUCUGGACACAUUCCUACUGGGUUCCUGCCUCCUAAAGCACCAGAUUGGAACUUGAUUCCUAACGUGGCAAUUGAUGCGAUAGCUAUUUCUAUCAUUGGUUUUGCUAUCACUGUGUCACUGUCAGAGAUGUUUGCCAAGAAGCACGGCUACAUAGUCAAGGCCAAUCAGGAAAUGUAUGCCAUUGGUUUUUGUAAUAUCAUCCCUGCCUUCUUUCACUGCUUCACAACUAGUGCAGCUCUUGCCAAGACCUUAGUCAAAGAGUCGACAGGCUGUCAGACUCAAGUUUCUAGUGUGGUGACAGCACUGGUUCUUUUAUUGGUCCUCCUUGUAAUAGCACCUUUAUUCUACUCCCUACAAAAAUGUGUCCUUGGAGUGAUAACCAUUGUAAAUCUUCGGGGAGCUCUUCGAAAGUUUGGUGAUUUGCCCAAGAUGUGGAGGCUUAGUAAAAUGGAUACAGUUAUUUGGUUCAUUACUAUGCUGUCCUCUGCACUGAUAAGUACUGAAAUUGGUCUGCUUAUUGGGGUCUGCUUUUCUAUGUUUUGUGUCAUCCUUCGUACUCAGAAACCAGAAGCUCCUAUACUUGGUAACGUGGAAGAGUCUGAAAUCUAUGAGUCCAUGUGUGCCUACAAGAACCUUCAGACUGAACCAGGAAUUAAGAUUUUCCGUUUUGUAGCUCCCCUCUAUUACAUCAACAAAGAAUCUUUUAAAUCUGCCUUGUACAAGAAGACUGUCAGCCCAGUGUUAGUGAAAGCAGCACGGAAGAAGGCAGCAAAGAGAAAGCUCAAAGAGAAAAUGGUGACUUUCAGUGGCUGUCAAGAUGAAGUUUCCAUGAACCUCUCUUGUGAGCCCCUAGAGCUCCAUACCAUAGUGAUUGACUGCAGUGCCUUGCAAUUUUUAGAUACAGCAGGAAUCCAGACACUCAAAGAAGUUCGCAAAGAUUAUGCAGACAUUGGUAUCCAGAUUCUGUUAGCUCAAUGCAAUCCCUCUGUGAGGAGCUCUCUGUAUCGGGGAGAGUACUGCACAAAGGAAGAGGAAACGCUUCUCUUCUACAGCAUACACCAAGCAUUAUGUUUUGCCUUAGACUUGCAAAAACAGAAAGUAUUGAGUGCUUCCAAUGGUUUAAGCACUUGUACUGACUGAUUUCUGGGGAAAAUCAAGGUAGAUGGGAGGGGGGAGAAAAUCAAGGCACCAGGUUUUUCUCUCCUGUGUACAUUAUUUCCUGUUACCAUAUAAAGUCAGUGAGAUUCUCAUGUGUGUUAGGGGAGAGGCAUACAGGUAUAUCAGGGCUUGUAAUUAGCUAGAAUUUGGGGAAAAUAAUUAUACCCAUUUGGUGCAGACUAGAGUAUAAAGACAUUUGGGAUCUACUUAUGAAGUAGUUUUAUGGUUUAAAUGCUUAACUGUAUUUGGACUUUUCCCCUUUUGGAAACAAGGGUGCUACACCGGGGGAUUAAAAAAAAAUACCAAAAGGGACAGUGUUGUAUAGUAGAAAGAACCGACAGGCAUCAAGAAAUCUGAGUUCCAGUCCCACCACUGCCAACCUGUGUGAACUUGGACAAGUCACAACCUCUGUGAGCCUCAGUUUACUCAUUUGCAAAGUGAGGGGGUUGAACUAGAUGACCUGUGAGGUCUCGUCAGCUCAUGGACCUUAUGGGUAAUGAACUUGGAAUUUAUAGCAGAACCGCCGUCUUUGUAGUAAUGUGGAAGAGCAUGGUGGGAGGGAGUUUGUACAACAGUUGCUUUUACAUAUAUCUAUCCUUUUGCUUCCUACCAAAGAGCUGAAAGGCUUUGGGAUCACCAGAGUUGCCCAGAACUAGUUCUUUUUCUUGUGCCUUGCUUUUCUGUCUACCUCUGCAGAACCUAUAAUAGUGGGACCUCUAGCAUUUUGAAAAAGCAGCAGCAGCACUCUUUUUGGGGGGAGGGAUUCUCAGGAGGUUGUAUCUUGAUCAGGACUUCUGGAAGCACAUGCUGGGAGGAAAAUGCCUCCCACUAAAUGAAAUCAUUUUCUGAUAGGGCUAAUGCAUCACAGGAGCUUAGGUUAAUGCAAGGCAUUUUUGGAAAACCAGUGCAUCCAAAGAGCCUGGCUAAAUACAGACUCAACCUAGUGUUCGAUGUGAUCUGAUGUUUCCUUACUUGUUUAGACUAAGUACGUGAGUCUUCAAAAUCAGCAAGAACGAUUUGAGGGAUCUGUUUUCUACCUCUUUUCUGUGGGGCAUGUCAUCCAUGCUUAUUCCUAAGGACUUCAUCUCCACUAAACAUUUUUUCACAAUUUUUUGUCUACUUUACAUUCCUAGGAAUCUCUUCAGAUGAGGAUGAUGUUAUGGGACAAGCACAAGAUAUAGAGUUGGGUUUGUAUCUCAUCUGUCCUGCCUACUACUGCUGUAUAUGCAGACCAAGUCACUAGACCAUUCUGGGACUGAACAUUCACCUCUUAAAAUGAUGGGAUUGGCCCAUAAGACCUCUAGGAUUCCUUCUGGUCCUAAAUCCUAUGAUCUUCCUCUAGGCAUCUGGUAACACACCUUUAAAAAAAAGUCUCGAUCACAGGGUACAAAUCCUAACUGAGUCCAUUCCAGCAAAUACUUAAGUGCCUCUCACACAUAAGGUGGUGCUUGUUUCCCUCCCCACCCCUUCUAGGGUAAGAUGCAGAUUCAAGCUAUGAGGAGAAAAAACAUACCCUGAAGUUUUAGUUUUAAACAUUUCUAUAAUGUUAAUAUUCUUCUGAAAAAUUAUCUUUCAGUGUGUUAAAUGAAGACAGCCUUAAAGUUUUGGUUCAUCAGCUUAAACUGGCUUUAAGUGAGUAAGCAAAAUUAGUUUGCAGAAGAGAAUGUCUGAUGAAUCUUCUUUGGAAUUAAGUUUCAUAGUAUUUCAGCAAAGGAGUCAUACAGAUUAUCUUUCUUUGAUAAAAAUCAUACUCUCAAGUAGUAACUACCAUAGAGAAAACCAUUGUAUGUUUUGGGGAUAAAUAUGCAGCCCCUUAAUGAUGCCAGUAAUGAACUUAUAGGUAUUUGGGCAUGAACUAAUACUGUGCCUUGUGGGAACUUUCUUCUGCCCUUUGAGUACCUCAUAAAUUAAUGACCACAAUGAUUUUUUUAUUGGUAAAAUCUCUUAAAUAUGGUUAUGUCACUGUAUUAAACAACAGUACAUUAGUUUUGUUCCCAAGAUGAGUCAAGGAUAUAAAUUGAGGGUUUAUUUCCUCUUGUAAGGCAAGAACAUUUAUCAAGUGAUAAUUUUUUAAAAUGUGGAGCUCUGUUUGACCCACUUACCAGGUAAAUAGAAGAUUCCACAUUUCAGGAAUAGCCAGUUCCUUCUUUAUGAGAGUGAAAUCUUCCAAUACAGUUACUUCUUAGCAUGAUCCCUCUAAGUUCAUCUGUUUUUGAUAGGUUAAGUAUUUCCUUACAAAGAGUGGGAUGAUGUAUUUUAAAAGCACAUUUAAAAAAGAAAAGAUGCAAUAGUUUCUUCCUUUUUUUUUUUUUUAUUGGUGAAGCA
This is a messenger RNA of Vombatus ursinus (common wombat), 4813 nucleotides long. RefSeq names its product solute carrier family 26 member 2 (gene SLC26A2). Gene Ontology annotation, cellular component: membrane. Gene Ontology annotation, biological process: transmembrane transport. Bases 320 to 2470 code for a protein of 716 amino acids. The transcript is spliced from 5 exons. Gene Ontology annotation, molecular function: secondary active sulfate transmembrane transporter activity; bicarbonate transmembrane transporter activity; oxalate transmembrane transporter activity. NCBI's taxonomy places the organism in Eukaryota, Metazoa, Chordata, Mammalia, Diprotodontia, Vombatidae. The record is from RefSeq and is a predicted model, not a curated record.